CGUACAUCAUAACUAUAAGUCAUAGUGGAUAAGAUAUCUAAAAUUGAAUUUCUAUUUAUUAUUUAUUGCUUGAAUUAUAACUAUUGUCUCAAUUUUACAUUCAAUCUUUUGUACAUGUUAAAUGCUCAAGGAUAUCAAGUUGUGUCUGACAGUUAUAAAGUUAGAUAUUAAACAUAAGUUAAAAUAUGAACAAUAGUUUACAAUGUACAAUAAAUUUUCAGAUUAUUAAGAGUUUAUCUGCUUGAUGACACAGCGGUAGCACAGCCACCGUUGUGUUGCCUGAGCAUAGCCCUUGUAAACAUGAGUGAAAACAUGGAUAGUGAUGAUGAUCAACCACGAUUAAGUUCGAGUACGCUCGCUGCGCUACAAGAAUUUCUCAGAGAGAAGGAAGAACGAAAGAAUUUGUUGAAACGUAUAGCUGAGGAAGAUCGGAUACCAAAUGCUCUCUUCGAGGAGGAUUGGCAACUGAGUCAAUUUUGGUAUGAUGACAAAACGAUAGAGGCUUUUACCAAAGGUGCCUUGAAUUCCACUCCAGCAAAUGGAAAGAUUGCUUUGAUUUCUUGUCCCUCACUUUAUAGUAAACUGAAAAAAGAAUGUGAGGAAAGGCAAAUUGUGCUGUUCGAGUAUGAUAGUCGCUUCAAUAUAUUUGGUGGAGAUUUUCUACAGUAUGAUUAUAAGUUUCCUUUGGAUGUGCCCAGAGAUAUGUCUAGUGAAUUUGAUCUAGUCAUAGCUGAUCCGCCGUUUCUUUCAGAGGAAUGUUUAACCAAGACAGCAGUGACAAUCAAGUUUUUAGCAAAGAAAAAUAUUGUACUGUGCACAGGGGCUGUCAUGGCGGAAUUGGCAGAAAGGCUGUUGAAUGUUAAGAAAUGUGAUAUUAUUCCAGGGCACAAGAACAACUUAGCAAAUGAAUUUUAUUGCUAUUCAAAUUUUAAUUUUGACCAAAGUUUAAGUGAACAAUAUUAAAACAGUAUUAUGCGA
Linepithema humile (Argentine ant) is the source of this 978-nucleotide messenger RNA. RefSeq names its product EEF1A lysine methyltransferase 1. Gene Ontology annotation, molecular function: protein-lysine N-methyltransferase activity; nucleic acid binding. NCBI's taxonomy places the organism in Eukaryota, Metazoa, Arthropoda, Insecta, Hymenoptera, Formicidae. Gene Ontology annotation, biological process: methylation. The record is from RefSeq and is a predicted model, not a curated record.